ACAACUGUAAUCGCUACUCAGAAAAAAUGGCGAUUUCUUAAGACGGCUGACGCUUUACCUUUACACAACACGGACAAAAUUUUAACACUAAAAUACUGUUCUAUACCGCAAUUAAACAAAAGAUGCGCGCUGAACUUGGUCCGAACACUUGUCGUGUGUGCUUAGAGCCCAGCCAACGUUUACAACGGAUUGAUGAAUCCCGCGAGGAGGGUGAGGAGACCCCAAAUGAAAUGCUUAUACAGCUCCUGGGCAUUUCUUUUAGUAAGUUGAAUGGUAAGGAUCAGAUCCCUGAUGGUAUUUGCAAACCAUGCAAGGUGGAGCUCAAUAUGGCAUUCCAGUUUCGUGAGAAGGCUUUGCGCAAGCAAGCGGAAAUUGAAGACUAUUGUCGCGAACUGGGCCUCUUAGAUGAAGCCGAGGAUUACCUUGUAAAGGAAGAGUUUGGUUCACAGCAUCACCAACAAGAUGAUGAGAUGAAUGAAUUUGUGAUGACUGAUGCACAAAGUUCGGGUCAUGCCGAGGUUGAGGAUCAUGUACAGGGCGAUGAAUUUUUGGAAGUCGAUGGCUCCCACGAACAGCAAGAAGUCAUAACAGAUGAUAUUGAGUACUUGGAGGACAACUAUACCAUAGAAAUGAAUCCUGAGCAUGGUGAUGUCGUCCUUGAGACGAAAUAUGAAAACACGGUAACGCAAGGCGACAUUAAAUUGAGGCGUGGUCGAACACGGUUCGGCAUGAAUAUAGUAAAGUCCGAGCAAGGGGGAUUACAGCAUCAAUAUGGCCUGGAGGCUGCAGUGGUUGACAUCAAACCGAGGCGUGGGCGGCAACGGCCUGGCCUUAACUCACUGCGAACAUCGGAUGGAAACGAGAAAGGUGGCUAUGUUUGUGAUGUAUGUGGGAAUUUCUAUGAGAAGCGUGGACGCAUGAUGGAACAUCGUCGGCGCCACGAUGCUAUUUGCCAAUAUCAGUGCGAACUCUGUGAAGCCAAGUUCCAGGUUCGCGAACAGCUGCGCAAGCACAUGUACUCCCACACAGGAAGCAAGCCCUAUAAGUGCAGUUUCUGCAGUCGUCAAUUCUUCUACGAGAGCGUGCUGAAAUCGCAUGAAAAUGUGCAUCGCGGCAUCAAGCCAUAUGUGUGCAAAGUAUGCGACAAGGCUUUCGCAUACGCUCACUCUUUGACGAAGCACGAGCUUAUACACUCCGACAUCAAAUUGUAUCGAUGCGACUACUGCCAAAAGGAUUUCCGCCUGCUACAUCACAUGCGCCAACACGAGGAGACCAAAUGUCAUCAGAAUGCAGUUAUGCUCGCCGAGACAUUGAAAUACGAUCGCGAGGAGCAGGACGUUGAGCUACUGGCUGUGGAUGAAAUUAAGGACGUCAAACUGCGAAUAUCACAGCCACAUUUGCUCUCUUAGGCACAUUUUCUUUAUCACCUUUGGACACCACAGCGUAUA
Messenger RNA from Drosophila navojoa, 1448 nucleotides. It is a transcript of the gene Zif, whose product is annotated as Zinc-finger protein. Gene Ontology annotation, cellular component: nucleus. Gene Ontology annotation, biological process: regulation of gene expression. The record is from RefSeq and is a predicted model, not a curated record. Lineage: Eukaryota; Metazoa; Arthropoda; Insecta; Diptera; Drosophilidae. Gene Ontology annotation, molecular function: zinc ion binding.